Molecule: messenger RNA, 972 nt
Organism: Pteronotus mesoamericanus
Lineage: Eukaryota; Metazoa; Chordata; Mammalia; Chiroptera; Mormoopidae
Gene: ZNF488
Product: zinc finger protein 488
Biological process (GO): oligodendrocyte development; regulation of DNA-templated transcription
Cellular component (GO): nucleus
Source: RefSeq, a predicted model, not a curated record
AUGGCUGCUGGGAAGGGGGUUCUGUGUAGCCCUUCAUCUGAAAACAGUUGGUGGCUUAAUGAACCCAACCAAAGUGAGGGCUGCAAGCCAAUGCGGAUAGAGGAAGCAAACUGCCUGGGCUCCGAGGGUACCAUUGGCAGGGGUGGCCAGGGUGAGAUCAAUGUGGAGCUAGCACUAUUAACACCCCCAGACAAGCUUAGACUGGGAAAGCCACUGGCUCAGAAGGUGUGCUGGAAACAGGGGGAGAGUGUCUUCAUAGAGGUGCCUCAGCUCAAGAAAAGGCUAGAUACGCAGGCCAAAGAUAGGGAAUGUGAUGACCUCAUAGACCAGCCUGGUCCUCAACAGCUGACCCAAGACAUCCCCAGGAAGCCAGCUGGCAACACAGUUUUCUCUGCAUUGCCUAGCAGAGCCCAACAAGAGCAGAGAAGUGCCUUCACCAAACCAGCCAGGUGUCUAUCAGGGAAACCAGGGUCAGCCCCUCUUUUCUAGGCAUGCAGACCUGCAGAUACCUUGGCGGAACUGUUGGGACUCAUUAAGAUGGUAGAUUUCCCUUGUUGGGGUCAACUUUCCAAUUCUAAGCUUUUGGUGGGUGAUUUCUGGAACCUGCAAAUGCUGCCACAGAAUACUCAUCUCUGCAGUGCUUUUCUGGGUGCCCCCACAUUGUGGCUAAAGCAUGCCAUGGCCCAGAUACCCACACCUUCAUCAUCCUCUUCCACUGCCUCUCAGGCCUUCCUGCCACCCACUUUCCCUUCUCUGGGCUUGCCCACUCAGAACUGGUGUGCAAAGUGUAACCUCUCCUUUCACAUGACCUCAGACCUGGUUUUUCAUAUGCGGUCCCACCACAAAAAGGAACAUGCAGGGCCUGACCUACAUUCUAAGAAGCUGAGAGAAGAAGCACUCACGUACCCCAUUUGCCAUGAGUACUUCCAGAAGCGCCACCAUCUCUCCCAGCACAUGACUUCUCACAGUUAA